AUGCUUCUGGAGCCACGAAGUCUCUUCAUAAUGACGGAUCAUGCGUAUACAACAAUGCUUCACGGAAUCGCUGAAAGAGAAACAGAUCUUGUUGAGCCAGGAAAAGUGUUCAACUGCACGGAAGAGUUGGCGAACAAGAGAUUGGAAAGAGACACUCGGAUCUCCAUCACAGUCAGAAAUGUGGAAAAGGUGUCGAAGCUUGGAGUUCUUGAUUUACUCAAGAAAUAA
Molecule: messenger RNA, 228 nt
Organism: Caenorhabditis remanei
Lineage: Eukaryota; Metazoa; Nematoda; Chromadorea; Rhabditida; Rhabditidae
Exons: 1
Coding region: 1-228 (75 amino acids)
Source: RefSeq, a predicted model, not a curated record